Bursaphelenchus okinawaensis is the source of this 11496-nucleotide messenger RNA. The record is from the annotation of a GenBank genome assembly. NCBI's taxonomy places the organism in Eukaryota, Metazoa, Nematoda, Chromadorea, Rhabditida, Aphelenchoididae.
AUGGGUACAAUAGGGCUGGGUAGGGAGUUAAAAUUAAGAAUUUGCUUUUAUAGGGUAUGGAUAGGGUUAGGAUUUGAUUUUAGGAUUAGGGGUAGAUUUUAGGAAUAGUGAGGUCAUAGGGAUAGAUCUUAGGGGUAGAUGUAGAUUUUAAGGGUAGAGGGAUCAUGGGGGUAGAUAUAGGGCUUAGGACAGAUUUUAGGGUUAGGGGUAGAUUUCAGUAGCAGGGGUAAAUUAUAUGGGUAAGGGUAGAUUUUAGAAAAGGAUUAGGGCUAGCUCUAGGGCUGAUGAUAGGGGUAGUAUAUGAUGUAAAAUAUGACGUAUUUUGAAGGCAUAUUUUACAAUUUAAAUUUUUUUUUCAUAAUUUGAAAAUUAAAAUUAUUUCAAAUUUAAUUUAAAAUUUCAGUUUUUUCACAAAUUUUUGCUCGAUGCACGAUAGGACAAGACUGUAAAGAUUGCGCUUUUCUGCGACUUGACCCAAAACCAUGUACAAAGAAUGGCAAUCUAGAGCAGUUUUUGUUCUGUGAUCAGCAGUUGAAGUAAGUUUGAGGGGCAUUUAAGGCUUUUAUCAGGUUAAAACUUAGUAGUUUAUAAAAAUAUUUUUGAGUUUUAGGUACUAAAUAGUCAGUAGUUUAACUUUUUUAAAAGAUUUUUUAUAUAGGUCAGGUUUAAAAUGGCAAAAAUGCAUUUUUUCUUCAAAACUUUUGAUGUUUUUUGGCCGAAAAUCUCAAAUUUUUAGUUUUUUUUGGUUUUAAACCCUCAAAACUGCCAUUUUUUAAUCGACUUUUUCAAAAAUUUAACUAAACUUGGAUUCUCCAUACCCUUAUCACUUUAAAACCUCAAUUUCAGAGUAGUCCGAACCGAUCCGACCGCUUAUUACGAGUGUUAUAACAAUGUCCUGAGGCUGGAAAGGUGUACUGAUGGUUAUGUUUUCAAUCAACCUGAACAGAGAUGUGAGCCGAGUGAAGACAGAAUUGUCAAAAAGAGAUCAAGUAAGGCUUUAUUCAUUUCAUCUUUUUAAGGUAAUAUUGGUUUGAUAUGUUACCUAAACUAUGCUGAAAAUGGCAAAAGUAGGGGAAAUUUGGGGGAAGUUAGGGUGUGGGUUUUGAAAAAAAUUUGAAUUUUUUGAAAUUUUGAAAUAGAAACCAAUGGUUUGUAUAGCUUAACUAAGGCUAUUCUUAAUUUUGUUUACUAGUUUUACUACUUUUUAUUACCUAAAAUACUAAAAAACGACUAAAAACUUUAAAAAAAUGGGCAAAAUUCCUUCCUUCACCUCCCUGUUCUCUCACCAAAUCAAAAAAAUUGAAAUUUUAAAAUUUAAAAUUUUAAAAUUAAAAAAAUUGUUAAAAAUAAGAAAUAACUUACCAAUUGUAGUGGGUGUAGCUGGAGCCUCACGUACUGGUGACAUGUGUGCCUUCAAUACGGACUGUCAAAGCGGAAUGUACUGCUUCAAUGGAGCUUGCACUUGCCUUUCCGACUAUGUGGCUAUUGCUGGGUAUUGUUGGCAAAGUAAGUCUAGGGGUAAGAGUAAGAUUACUAUGAUACUUCAGAAGUAAACCCUGGAGACUCAGGCUGUGUAGAAGACCUUCAAUGUGACGCAGUCUGGCCCGGCUCGAAAUGCUCACGUUCUGGUCUAUGCGAAUGUCCAGAACAUACAGUACCAGCCAAAACCCGUGAUGGUACUAUGUGUGUAUCAGCCGGAGUACCACCAGCCUGCCCGCUGCCAGAGCCAAUCAACGCUGAACUGCCCAAUCCAGCCACACUCCUAGCCAAUCCCAGCACUCACCCCUUAGGGCCGGACUCAUACAUGCCAGUACUGUGCUUAUCGACCUCAAGCGAGGUCAUCAACAGUAACGGUGGGGACGGCUCGACAUGGUGCAUAUACCCCGAUGGUGACAAUGACAUCUACAUUGCUGACCUCUACAACUGUGUACCACAUCAGCAGGUGACGCCCGAGUUCUUCCCCGAGUACUCCGACACCAUCGACGGUAUAUGUUGUCAUAGUCGCGCGUUUGUAUGUGUUCAGCCCAUGGAGCAAGGCGAAGAACCAAGUGUACCACGCUGGUGGUACAACUCGGUCACUGGUACUUGCUCACAGUUUUUAUGGGACCCAAAUCAAAGCGAUAACGUCUCACCCAACAACUUUAGAACGGUGGAACAUUGCGAAAGUUACUGUAGAGAUAGUAAGUGGACUUUUGGGGAAUUGGAAAUGAUUUUUGGAUUUGGGAAGGGAAAUUGCAAGGACUUUAUUUACAAAACAUAAAAUAGCAAGAACUUUCUUUACAAAACAUAAAAUGGCAAGAACUUUCUUUACAAAACAUGAAAUGGCAAGAACUUUCUUUACAAAACAUGAAAUGGCAAGAACUUUCUUUACAAAACAUGAAAUGGCAAGAACUUUCUUUACAAAACAUGAAAUGGCAAGAACUUUCUUUACAAAACAUGAAAUGGCAAGAACUUUCUUUACAAAACAUGAAAUGGCAAGAACUUUCCUUACAAAACAUAAAAUGGCAAGAACGUUCUUUAAAAAACACAAAGUUGCAAGAACUUUCUUUACAAAAGUAGAAAUAGGGAUUAUCGUAUAACUUGUCACCUGCAGACUGCAAAACACAAAAUUAGGACUUUAAAUGAAAAAAUAGCAAUUUACAAAACACUGCAAGCAAAAAACGUUGUCUUUCGUAUAACUUGUUAACCGCAGGCUGCAAAACAUAUUAUUUUUAUUUUAUGAGAAAAUGACUUUUUUACAUAACAUAAAAUGGCAAAAACUUUCUUUACAAAAUUUAAAAUUCAAUUUCAUAAAGUAUUUUUACUAAUAAUGUCAUUUCCAGCUUGUCGCCGUGGUCCAGUCCAAUUCAAUCAACAUAACCGCGCUUCCAUCCUGGAAGAGACCCCCAUAACAAAUUGCCUCCACCACGCAGGAGGCUGUGGCACAGAAUUCCAUUGUACCGUAAUUGGCUCCCACCAGCACUGUUGUCCUACAGUAGCUCACAUCUGUAGUGCAAUGGGUGGUAGAGCUCACGAUUACUCUCCAAUGGAGAACUCUGAUCGAGGCGUGGCAAUCGCCGGUUAUCGGCCGGUCAGUCGCUUCUACUAUGAUACGGAACAAGGCAGAUGCACUAGUUUUGUGUAUGAUGGAUUGGGCAACUACAACAACUUUUUCACUAAACAGGAUUGCGAGAACUUUUGCUCGAAAUGUAAGGAAGCGGUUUUGAAAUUUUGAAUUUUUUUUUAAAUUGAAAAAAAAUUAAGGUAUGGUUUGGCUUCAGUAAUUUAGAGGAUAUUAAGGUAGGGGAUAGGGUUGUGCAGGGUAGGAUCUGAAAUAAUAGAGCAGGGUAAGAUAUAGUAAGGUAGAUUAAGGUAAGAUUGAGUACGGUAGCAUACGGUAAGGUGCGCUAAGGUAAGAUAAGUUAAGAUACAGUACAGUAAGGUAAGGCAUGGUAGGGUAAGUCUAAUUAUCAAAUCCUCGCCUUAUUUCAUUGCUGGGUACUGUAGGAUACAUUAAAAAGUACGGUAGGGUUGCAAGCAAACAGUAUGGUAGGUAAUAUAGGGGGGGGGGUGGUGAUAUAGGGUAUGGCUACCAUAGUGACAGUAAAAUUUAACUGAUGAAAAGAUACAGUAUGUUGGAGUAGUGGGUGUGGUAGGGUAAGGUAGGGUAGGGUAGGGUAGAGUGGGAGAUAAUAGCUCACAUUUCUAAUUUUCAGUGGUAUGUGAAUACGGAAACCCACUACGAAUCGGCGAAGAUUGGCAGCGUUGCGAGACCAACAACGAUUGUCCUUCAACUCAUCAAUGCGAAUCUGGCCACAAAGUUUGUUGUCCAACCGCACAGAGCAUUUGUACACAACCGAAACGGUUUGGCGACUGUACCAGUAGUGUGAGAAGGUUCUGGUACAAUGCUGCUACGAGACAAUGUGAACUGUUUCAAUAUACUGGAUGCCAGGGCAAUGAUAACAACUUUGACACACUGAUGGAUUGUCAACAGAAAUGUCGGAAUAUUGCUUGUAAGUACCGUACUCAAGGCCCUACUGUAGCUUAGGCCCUACCGCACCGUAGGCCCUACCGUACCCUAGACCCUACCGUACUCAAGGCCCUACUGUAGCUUAGGCCCUACCGCACCGUAGGCCCUACCGUACCCUAGACCCUACCGUACCCUAGGCCCUACAGUACCCUAGGCCCUGCCGUACCCUAGACCCUACUGUACCCUAGGCCCUGCCGUACCCUAGACCCUACUGUACCCUAGGCCCUGCCGUACCCUAGACCCUACCGUACAUUAGGAUCUACCAUAUUAUAGACCCUAUCGUACCUUGAGCCAUAUCGUACUCUAGAGUAACACGUUUUAAAUUUUAGUAGAGCCCAAGUGCCCUCAAGGCCGUGCUCACCGUGACUCGAACGGUCACUUUUAUCAGUGUUCGAUGAAAGUGAAUGGCAAAAUGUGUCCGCCUAACUACCAUUGCUAUUUCGAUGGUACCACUCAUGGCUGUUGUCCUACCAAGGCCUACACAUGUAGUUUGAGUCCAGACAAGGGUAUUCAAUGUGGGUCGGGCAGAUCCUUUCGGUAUUACUUCAACUCUCACAAACAAACUUGUGAAAGUUUCCAAUAUGAAGGUUGCGAUGGCAACUCCAACAACUUUCAGAACGUCGAGGAUUGCCAGGAUUACUGUGGGGUCGGGGGUAGGUUUUGGUUUUUUGAAGGGUUGUAAAUGAUAUGGUAGGGGGAGGUAGGUCAGGGUAGGGUUCUUUAGGGUAUGGUAGGAUUGAUCAAGGUUGGGUUGUUUACAGUAGGAUAGAGUAAGGUAAGGUAGGAUAUGACACGGUCGGGUAGAGUAGGGUUGGGUAGUUUUAAAAUUAAAAAAAUUAUAGUAAGUUGGGGCCAGUACUGUAAUGUUGGGUAAGAUGGGGUACUGUAAUGCAACAAUAUGAUUGGGGGAAAGGAAUGGUGGAGUAGGUGUAAGAAUAUACUAUUCUGGCCUACAGUAGCAGUGUAUUGUGUUAAGAUACUGUAUGAAAGAGUUGUAUUUCUUUAGGUUCUACCGUAUCGCACACUCUACCGUACUCUAGGCUCUACUGUACAAAAAAGUUACGGUAGGACAAGAGCAAAAGUAGGGCUUGAGUAUGGGUAGAGUACAGUAGGGUAGAGUAGGGUAGGGUUGGGUAAGGUAGGGUAGGGUAGGGUAGGGUAGGGUAGGGUAGGGUAAGGUAGGGUAGGGUAGGGUAGGAUAGAAUAGGGGUAGGGUAGGGUAGGGUAGGGUAGGGUAGGGUAGGGUAGGGUAGGGUAGGGUAGGGUAGAGUAGGGUAGGGUAGUGUAGUGUAGGUUAAUAUAGUAGGUCAGGGUUGGGUAGAAAUCUUAAUUUGUUGUUUCCAGGAUGUCCAAAUGGAGGUCAACCCCUACGAGACCUACAGACGAAUCAGUUUAUUGCUUGUCAAAAUGAUGGUUCAUCUUGUCCGCAAAGUCAUGAGUGUGUUACUAUCAAUUUUAAUGGGAAUAUUGCUCACAGGUGUUGCCCUACUAAAGGUAUAGCAAUAUUUUUUUUAAUUUGAAAAUUUUUAAAAAUUUUUUGAUUUUUUAAAAUGAAUGACAAUAUUUUAGCUCACAUCUGCACAUUACCUCCACAACAAGGUAAUCAAUGCACGAAAAUGUCAAUUACAAGAUAUUACUUUAAUAUCGUCACGAAAGAGUGUGGUAAAUUCAGUUACAAUGGAUGUAAUGGCAACUUGAACAACUUUGCAUCGCCCGAUCAGUGCACAAACUUUUGUACCAGCUCUGGUGAGUAAUUAUAUAGCCCUACUUUAGCUUCAGCCCUAGCACAGACCCCUAGCCCAGAGCUCUACCCUGUCCUAGCCCUGCCAUAGACCAGAGCCAUAGCCCAGAGCCCUAGCCCAGAGCCCUAGCCCAGAGCCCUAGCCCAGAGCCCUAGCCCAGAGCCCUAGCCCAGAGCCCUAGCCCAGAGCCCUAGCCCAGAGCCCUAGCCCAGAGCCCUAGCCCAGAGCCUUACAAGGGAAGGUACUUUAAUCGCAGAUGGACUUUGAGAUGAGACCUAUAUAUUCUGAAAGCUGAAUUCACAGGUAGUACGGAUCUGAAAACCGUUUUUCUGUGCGGCUUUUAGUUUUUGAGAAAAUCGCCUUUAAAAUAUGGCAAGAAUUUUGGCGAAACGAGCGCGCCGAAAAGAAGUGCGCAAUUAAUUCAAGGAAAACAAGUAGCGGCGUGGCCGAGUGGUGAGUCAGUUUUCUUUCGGAUGUCGUUGGGGGAGUUCGAUCUCGGCCUUGUGCAAGAUUUUUGCAGCAGCUUGAAAUUAUGCAUUUUGUAUGCAAAUAUGUAAAAAAAUAAUUUUUUUUAAUUUUCUUUUCUUUGUUUUGUAAUUUUUUUAAUAAAUGCAACUUUUAAGCCAUAGAUAAAUUAAUUUUUCAAUAUAAAUCAUCAAAAUGCCCAAGCUUAUAAAAUACUGUAAAAAUUAAGUAAAAAAUAAUUUUAAGCCGCUGUAAAACUUUUGCACAAGGCUGAGAUCGAACUCCCCCAACGACAUCCGAAAAAAAACUAACUCACCACUCGGCCACGCCGCUACUUGUUUUCUUUGAAUUAAUUGCGCACUUCUUUUCGGCGCGCUCGUUUCGCCAAAAUUCUUGCCAUAUUUUAAAGGCGAUUUUCUCAAAAACUAAAAGCCUCACAGAAAAACGGUUUUCAGAUCCGUACUACCUGUGAAUUCAGCUUUCAGAAUAUAUAGGUCUCAUCCCAAAGUCCAUCUGCGAUUAAAGUAUCUUCCCUUGUUAGUUCAGAGCCUUAGUUCAGAGCCUUAGUCCAGAGCGUUAGUCUAGAGCCCUAGCCCAGAGCCCUAUCCCUGCCUUAGUCCUGCUUUAGUUUGGCCCUAGCUCUGCUCUAGCUUUAGCUCUAGCCUUAGCGCAGGAUCUAGUUAGGCCUUAGCCCUAGCUUUAGCUCUAGCACAUGUUAGCCUAGCUUUCCCUAGCCCGACUCAGCCCACAAUAGCCCAUCCUAGCCUGCCUAUACUACUGUCUCUUUAUUUUACAGUACUUUGCUUUUCACUUUAAAUCUCAUACUUUUUAUUUUUACAGCCUGUCGCCCGGGUGAAUCCACCUUCAAAGACAUAAACACCAAGAAAGUGGUGGAAUGCUCACCCAGUAUUAUGAACUCAUGCCCAUUGGACUACCAAUGUAAACAUGAUCCAUUGACCGGUCGACAUGUUUGUUGUGGCACACCGCCUUCUGACGUGUGUCCAGAAGGCGAGAAGGCCUACGUGAAUCCACUCGAUGAAUCUGUGAAGGAAUGCACGAUAAACAUGGCUGGAUCGUGCCCGGCUGACUACCUUUGUCGGUUCUCACCAUCACACAAUCGAUAUUAUUGUUGUGCUAGCCGGACUGGAAGUAGGUUUGGGGUUAUAUUAUGGUAGAGGGAGGGGGUGGGGCUUAGGGUGUUGUAUUAUACAUAGUAGAGGUAGGUAAGAAAGGUAGGGUAAGGUAGGGUAGGGUAGGGUAGGGUAGUGUAGUGUAGGGUAGGGUAGGGUAGGGUAGGGUAGGAUAGGGUAGGGUAGGGUAAUGUAGGGUAGGUUAGGGUGACUUUUAAAGUCAAGGGUAUGAUUAAAAAUGGCAUAACGACUGUUCAUUUCAGAUAUGUGCCCAGAUGGUCGAGCCCUUUACCGUACUCCAAGAACCUUCCUACCUACAAGAUGUACCUUAUCUGAGGUCCAAAACACUUGUUCAGAUGGAUUUUCAUGCCAAAGCAGAGUUGAAGGAGUACUUCAGGGUUAUUGUUGUACUAGCAAUAGUAAGUUUGAUAUUUUUUGGGUUUAAUUUUAGUAGGCUUAGGCUUUGUAGGCUUAGGCUUAGUAGGUUUAGGCUUCUAGGAUUAGCCGACUUAAGCUUAGGUUCAAGGAUUAAUUAUCCUACUAUAAAGCUAAAACAUUGUAUGUUUAUAGACUUUUAGGUAUUAAAAAUUUUAAGUUUUUCAAAGCCAAUAACGCGCAAUCUCUCGUGGUAACAUAGAGUAAGAUCCUAGCACUCGCAGUCAUUUGUUGGGUCGUUUUACAUCGAGGCAAAUAUUAUAUAAAUCCUAAAUGUUGCAUAAGAAAAAAUUGCGUAACUUCAUUUUUUGUAAUUUCUCUAAGGCUAUAUAAUGAUAUUAUUGUUAUGUAAACUGCCGCCAAAAUGACGUUUUUCAUUUUUACAGUACCAUUUCAAGCUGAAUUUUAUCGUAAUUUCGUUGUUUUGUGAAAAAUGGCGAGAACUUUCUUUACAAAACGUGAAACUGCAAGAACUUUGUUUACAGAACGUGAAAUGGCAAGAACUUUCUUUAUGGAUCAUUAAAUGACCAUAACUUGCUUUACAAAAAAUAAAAUGUCAAAAACGUUCUUUACAGAACAAAAAAUGGCAAGAACUUUCUUUACAAAACCUGGAAUGGCAAGAAUUUUUUUAAACAAUUUUUUUUAACUUCAAAGCGUAGGCUUAUUUUUAGGCUUUCAACAUAAAAAUAUUUAAAAAAAUAUUAUAAUAUAUUUUCAGACGUAUGCAAGAACGGAGCCGACUUCCUAAUCGAUGACAAAACCAAAAUGCCCCAAGUCUGUAUGCCCGGCGCCUUCGCCAUGUGCCCCUCAGGCUACCGUUGCAACAAACCUCACAGUAGCGCCUCAUCCGGCUACUGUUGCAAAGGCGAAAUCAAAGCCGUCACCGAAGGAUGUCCUCCAGGCGAGUAUGCCUAUACCAAGUCCAAAGAGAUUGUCCAAUGUGAUCCAUUCAACAUGCAAGACAAGGGUUGUCCACCUCAAUACACAUGCCAAUAUGCCAUCCAGUUCCAACGCUACCAAUGCUGUGGCAAAGAACCCAUCGACGAAGAUACCAUGGAAUCAGAAGGCAUCGACACCGGUUGUAUGCAUGACCAAGUGGCGUUCAUCAAUCAGAUAUCAAAAGAACCUCAUACUUGCACUGUCAAUGCGGAGAACCAAUGCCCGUUGGGGUACUUCUGCCAGUUCAGCGACAAAAACAAACAAUUUCAGUGCUGCGGCAAGCGGGGAGGUGAGUUUUUGAAAGUAAAUUGUAGUGGUUAUAUAUAGUUAUGUAGGCAGUGGUGGGAGCGGGAUUUUAGUCUAGGGGUGGGGGUGAGAAGUAAAAAAUUUUUUUUGCAACGGGUUACUAAUUCUUGUUUUGGAGUGGGCGGGUGAUUUUGAUUUGAGAAAAGGUAAAAAAUUUUGGGGGGUGGGGCGUGGCAAAAUUUUUUGGAGAGGGUGGAGGUCUAAAUCUUUUUUUAAGGUUGAGCAGGUGAUUUUAGUCUGGAGACGGAGUAAAAAAAAUUUUUUUUUGGUGGGGUGGGGUUUAAAAAAAUUUUUUUGAAGUAGGGGGGGGUAAGGUAAAAUUUUGUUUGUAAAUGUGAAAAGGUAGGGAGGGUCUGAAGUCAUUCAUUUUUCAAAAAAUGUCAUUUCUGGCCACACUUUUUAUUUUUUUAGAUCUCUUAUUGUGCAUGAUUGCACGGUGCAAAAGUGAACAUUAUGUAGGCUGAAUUGUGCGGUCGCGCACUGUCAGAGCGUUUUUAUUAUGGGAAAAUGGGUAAAAAGCGGGAUUUUUUUUAAAAUGGGUAAAAUUAAAACUGACAUGAUGAUGUGAAAGCUGUUUUUUGAAAAUUUUUCAAAUUUUUCAUUACAGUUCAUGAGUGCAACAGUGAAAAAUAUAGAAUGCACGGUGCAGUCGUGCACUGUGAGGUUUUUUAUGAAAAACAAAAGGAAUGACAAAGUUUAUUGAGGGUAAAACAAUUUUAAGCUAAUUUUAAAUUUUUUUUUGGUAUUUUUAACAACGUUUUAAAUUAUAUUUUUACAUUUUUUGAAAAAAAAAUUUUUUUGAAAAUUUUAAAAAUUUAACAGGGGGGGGGGACCAAGUUCAAGUUUUUGAAAAAUAUUUUUUAAAUAUGAUUUAACUUUCUUAAUAUUUUUCAUUUUUUAUUUAAUUUUAAGUUCCAUUUCAAAUUCCAGGCUGUCCAAAUCAAAAAGUCGCCUACAUAGGGCUCAGCGGUUCGGCUCAAACCUGUAAACCUGGCGUCCAACAACAAUGUCCCAAUGGUUAUCUAUGUGUUCGAGGCGAUGAGAACACGUUUAUUUGUUGUACAGCUGAAGACCCACUCUUACCUGGAGCCAUAACAACAACUGAGCCUACAACUACAGAGUUGAUUGAUCCAUCGACGGAAUCGACCGAAAAACCACCGGAAAAUGCGGUCGAAGGACAAUACAGUAGGCAUAACAGUCGAAGUUCGGCCGAAAUUUCGAUUUCCGUGGAGAAGCCGCGAGGUCACAUGACUUGUAGACCUGAUGAACACUUUACUAAUGGGCAGUGCGUGUACGUUUGGGGGGGGGUGGGAUGGGUAGGGGUAGGACCAGGGCUACUGUAGAUUUGAAUACUGUACCUACAGACUAUCAAAAUUAAAUUUUCAGUACCAGACGGCUAGGCGAGCCUUGUAUAACAACAGAUCAAUGCCCCAAGACCUCAGUAUGUUCCGGCUUCAUUUGUCGUUGUCCUGAUGGUACGAAACGUGCUGGUGAACUGUGUAUACCCGAUCCAGAUGACGAGGCUGAUAUUGUAGAUGAACAUGGUGAACCAUACGUUGAGCCGGCUACUAGGACCUCACAUUUGGCUACACAUAAGGCUGGUCAGAAUGGCAAUUCAAAUUUGGCGGGAACUUCAAAUUUGGCGGGAAAUUCAAAUUUUGAAAAUGGUCGAAAUUCAAACUUUGGAAUCGACCGAAACUCAAACCUCGAAAAAGGACCAACCUCCGCGACAAGUCAAACAUCCACCCCCUUCCGCCCACCCGCCCUACCUGGCCAACGCCUUCGGCCCGAAGCCUUCGAAAUCGACGAUCGUGACCGCGAACUGAAGGCCCAGAAACGGUGUAAGCACGACGAGAUCAUGCACAAAGGUCACUGUCUCAAGAAAAUGGACCUAGGCGGAGCCUGUAUAACCAAAGAUCAAUGCGUCGGGGGCGCAGCCUGCUACCGCGGCAAGUGCCGCUGCCCCGCCAACAAGGCCGGCUUCAUGGGCAAGUGCGAGGAGAACGUGUGCGGAGGAAACCAGUUCCGCCUACCCCAACUCGACCCCCAAACCUCGAGCGUCAUCCAGUGUGCUCACGACAACUCCAUCUGCCGUCAACCCUACAAAUGUCAGUUCAGCAAGGUCCUGAAGGACUACAUCUGCUGCAAGGCGGUCAUGUCCCAGAAAUGGACCGAAAACACCAUGCCCACCAUCCGCCCCAUCACCAUGGACCCCAACAUACAGACCUUCAGUACGAGAGGGCCGGCUCGUGCUCGAACGACCACGUUGAAGUUACUGCCAUUCAAUAAUGUAAAGAUACGACGCGGUAAAAGGAAAUGUCCGGAUGGUACCAUGCCACUGAUGUUCACUCACACUGAUCAACCAGUCAAAUGCACACCACAACGCGUAUGCCCCAAGGACUACUAUUGUAUGCAUUCAAUGUGCUGUCUUGGUACUCCAACUACGCCCACGUACGAGUGGGAGGACUAG